CACUAACUAGUCAAAAACAAAAAUAGUUGAAGUCAAACCUUCAACUUCAAAAUUUCAGUCCUAAUUGCCCCCUUUUUUUGAGCAUUUUACUGUCGAAAUUCAAGUCGUACAUCUCCAUCCAAAUUAUCAGUUGCCAAAGAGUCAUGGCGUUCGUUUGUCCAGAGAAGAGCCAGAAGCGGCAGAACCUCCUGAAGGAUCUCAAGUGUCUGGUGGAUAAUCUGAGCGGCGGCGACACAUCUUGCUGUCCCCCCUGUGGCCCGUCAGUAAACAGUUGUCUUGGUCCGGUAAUUGAAAUUUACGAUCCCUUACCGAAAGCUUGUUUGCCUAUUUGCAGCCCAGCAGGCUGUUGCCCCCCAGCAUGCUCUCCGCCAGGCUGCUGUCCCCCACCGGGCUGUUGCCCCCCGCCCGGUUGUUGUCCACCGAGAUGCACCCCGGGCACGUGUCCACCCCCAAACGCCUCGGUUCCCAUUCAAUCGCCACCCCCGCAACCGAUCUGCGUGCCGCCCAUUUUACCGGUGUGCACUCCGGUGCCACCCCCGUGCGUUCCCAUUUGCAAUCCGAACCCGGAACCGCAGCCCUGCGUCCCCUGUAACCCGCCCCAGAUGAUGGUGUGCUAUCGCAGACCGAAAAAAGGCCCCAAAGAGCCUCGCAGCAAGAGUCGCGAACUCAGGGCGAGCAUUUUGCACGUGGGUUGCGAUUGCGAGAAGCAUAACGGUUUGCAAGACGAUUGUCCCCGCUCGGAGUGCCACGGUUCUCCCGAAUGUUUGACCAAACCGGACCCCACUUGCGGCCCCUCGGAGUUUGCCGACGGCAAACACUUGGGUAAAAAGGGGUACAACGGUCGGGACAAGGACCUGGAGGAGUACCAGUGCUAUCCUGCCUACGUUCGCUUGCCCACCUGCGCUCCGUGCAACGGAGACAGCGGAAAUGGCGGCGGAGGCUCUUCGGGUGCUGGUUGUCCUCCAUGUGGACCUUGCGGACCUUGUGGCCCAUGUGGACCUUGCGGUCCAUGUGGACCGUGUUGUCCUCCAUGUUGUCCUCCGCCCUGUGUACCCCUUAUCGCCCAAGCGCCGUGUCCGCCCCCGAUUAUUCCCUCGCCGCCGCCAUGUGUCCCGGUGGGACGGGUGGUUCCGGUAUGUCCGGCGGUACCGAUGCCCAUUCCGUGCCCCCCACCGGUCGCUUGCUGUCCCCCCACCAAUCAGAAGCAGUGCUGUCCUUGCCCGCCGCCCAUUUGCUAUCCGGCGCCCUGUCCUUGUCCUUGUUGACCGUCUUAGGGUUGUUGUUGUUGUCAUGUAAAUAAGUGGAAAAUAUUAAAAAAAUGGUGUUUUA
Anthonomus grandis grandis is the source of this 1329-nucleotide messenger RNA. Its product is annotated as keratin-associated protein 5-5-like. The record is from RefSeq and is a predicted model, not a curated record. NCBI's taxonomy places the organism in Eukaryota, Metazoa, Arthropoda, Insecta, Coleoptera, Curculionidae. The coding region runs from base 144 to 1265 and encodes 373 amino acids. The transcript has 2 exons.